AUGGCAAAGCAUUAUUCCGCACAGGAGAUUAUUGAGGUCUUGCACCUAUCCCCACAUCCAGAAAAAGGCUACUACAUCGAGACCUUCCGCGACACCGACUUGUCAAAUAACCGCCCCUACAGCACCUGUAUUUACUAUCUUCUUGAAGGCGAAGCUGGCCGCUCAAAAUGGCACCGUGUUCUCGAUGCCGUCGAGGUAUGGCAUUACUACGCUGGCGCCCCUGUGCAACUUUCACUAUCCUGGGACGACGGAAAACCCACUCGGGACAUUACUCUAGGGACUGAUUUUGUGAAAGGCCAACGCCCCCAAGCUAUCGUGAAGCGCGGAGAAUGGCAGCAUGCAAGAAGCUUGGGUGAUUGGACACUCGUGGGGUGUACGGUGGCGCCAGCCUUCCUGUUUGAGUCAUUUGAGAUCGCUCCGGAGGGCUGGGAGCCUCGUCUUAAUGUCACCGAGUACGAGGGAAGUACGCCGGCAUGA
Molecule: messenger RNA, 477 nt
Organism: Penicillium riverlandense
Lineage: Eukaryota; Fungi; Ascomycota; Eurotiomycetes; Eurotiales; Aspergillaceae
Product: cupin domain-containing protein
Exons: 2
Coding region: 1-477 (158 amino acids)
Cellular component (GO): intracellular anatomical structure
Source: RefSeq, a predicted model, not a curated record